AUGGGUUCAAUCGGUCUCGAAGUUCCAGAUGAUUCACUGUUCUACCAAUCUGCAUAUAAGACAACAGCUCCAAUCGUUGUAUCAGCAUCUGGACAUUACUUUACUCUCGAGAAUGGACAAAGGGUACUCGACUCAAGUUGUGGUGCCGCUGUUUCUGGAAUUGGCCACGGAAAUGCGCGCGUAAACGACGCAAUUAUUUCCCAACUGAACAAGUUGACCUACGCGCACCCAGGGUACUUUCAGAACUUGCCAGCAUUGGAGCUUGCGGAUUUUUUGGUCAAGUCAACGGGCGGUAAAUUGUCUCGCGCAUGCUUGGUUGGAUCAGGCUCGGAGGCAGUAGAAGCUGCCAUGAAACUUGCCAUGCAAUACCAUCUGGAAGUUUCAUCAGACUCUGCUCGAGUGAACUUUAUUGCAAGGCGAGGCUCUUGGCAUGGAUGCACCCUAGGUACUCUCGCUCUGGGAGACUUCAAGCCACGGAAACAACUCUUCCAGUCUGCACUUAGCACCAACGUGUCUCAUGUAUCUCCAUGCCAUCCUUACCGUGAGCUCCGAGAAGGCGAAACCUCCGAAAGUUAUGUAGCUCGUCUAGCUCAAGAAUUAGAGGAUGAGUUUCAAAGACUUGGGCCGGACACAGUAUGUGCAUUUGUUGUGGAACCAAUGGUUGGUACUGCACUUGGCUGUGUUCCUCCAGUACCUGGAUAUCUUCGAGCAAUGAAAGAAGUCUGCCAGCGUCAUAAGGCUCUUAUCAUAUUUGACGAGGUCAUGUGUGGUUUAGGACGUACUGGCACCCUGCACACAUGGGAAGAAGAAGAUGUUAUACCAGAUAUUCAAGCCAUCGGGAAAGGUCUUGCUGCUGGAUAUGGAACAAUAUCUGCAUUGCUUAUCCACGAGAAUGUGAUCACGGGUCUGAAGGCCGGCAGUGGGUCUUUUCAGCACGGCCAAACAUAUCAAUGCCAUCCAUUGAACGUCGUCGCAGCCCUCGAAGUCCAGCGCAUUGUCCAAGAAAAUGAUUUAGUGAAUAAUGCUCGUGCAAUGGGUGAUUAUCUCGGCCGGCUGCUGAAAAAGCGAUUUGAGAACCAUCCAAAUGUGGGCGAUGUUAGAGGACGCGGUCUCUUCUGGUGCAUUGAAUUCGUGGCGGAUAAGUCAACCAAAGCUCCAAUGAAUCCAAAGCUGAAUGUUGCAAAACGACUUCGUUUGAGAGGACUUGAGAAGGGGUAUGAUGUUUGCCUCUUCUCCGCGACUGGCUGUGCCGACGGAUGGAUUGGAGAUCACUUUCUCUUGGCUCCAGCUUUGGAUGUCAGCCGGUGUGAAAUCGAUGAAAUUGUAUACCGCGCAGGGCGCGUGGUAGACAGCGUAUUUGCGGAGCUAUAG
Lachnellula hyalina is the source of this 1371-nucleotide messenger RNA. RefSeq names its product putative aminotransferase. The record is from RefSeq and is a predicted model, not a curated record. Lineage: Eukaryota; Fungi; Ascomycota; Leotiomycetes; Helotiales; Lachnaceae. Gene Ontology annotation, cellular component: cytosol. Gene Ontology annotation, molecular function: transaminase activity; pyridoxal phosphate binding. The transcript has 3 exons. The coding region runs from base 1 to 1371 and encodes 456 amino acids.